Molecule: messenger RNA, 1125 nt
Organism: Acanthamoeba castellanii str. Neff
Lineage: Eukaryota; Discosea; Longamoebia; Acanthamoebidae
Product: protein arginine nmethyltransferase 2, putative
Exons: 7
Coding region: 1-1125 (374 amino acids)
Biological process (GO): peptidyl-arginine methylation
Molecular function (GO): protein-arginine N-methyltransferase activity
Source: RefSeq, a predicted model, not a curated record
AUGGAGACCGGAGGCGAGCACGCGAGCCUCCCACCCGUGCCGCCCAGAGACGAUUCAAAUCUCAACGUUGAGGAAACGCUCGCCGCCAGCAGCAGCGCCAUGGACCACUACGAAGGCAACCCUGCCAGUGCUGCCCAUGACUCCUACGAAAAUCAAAGGUACUUCGAGGAGUACGGCAAGUUCGGGAUCCAUGUGGACAUGCUGCGCGACCAGUCGCGCAUGACCAGCUACCACCGGGCCAUCAUGGGCAACCCGCAGGACUUCAAGGACAAGGUCGUACUCGACGUCGGGUGCGGCACCAGCGUCCUCUCGUGCUGGUGUGCCCGCGCCGGCGCUCGCAAAGUGUACGCGGUGGAGGCCAGCAGCAUGGCGGAGCAGGCCCAGCUGGUGGUGGAUCGCAACGGGCUGAGCGACAUCGUGCAGAUCAUCAACGCCAAGAUGGAGGACGUCAACCUCCCCGAGCAGGUCGACGUCAUCGUGUCGGAGUGGAUGGGAUCGUUCCUCAUAUUUGAGUCAAUGCUCGAGACGGUGCUCUACGCGAGGGACCGCUACCUCAAGGAGGACGGCAAGAUGUAUCCGGCGAUCGCGCGCAUGUUCGUGGCGCCGCUCGACAUGACCCCGUUCUUCCAGAAGCGGAUCCGAUUCCUCCGCGACGUGCCCGACCUCAACCUGGCCCCGCUCAUUCCGUUCGCCACGACUGAGUACACGUACUACGGCAUGCGAGGAGCCAAGUGCAAACCCAAGCACCUGCUGGCCGACGGCUUCGUGAUCAAGGAGCUCGACAUCAAGACCGUCACCGCGCAGGAGCUUCAGAGGGUUUCGGCGCCCAUCGCGAUUAAGCCCAAGCGGAAGGGCACCUUCAACGGAUGGGGCGCCUGGUUCGAGGUCGUUUUUCCGGGCCAGACCGCCGACAAGGACGUCGUCCUUUCAACCGCCCCCGAGCAGCCGCUGACCCACUGGCGGCAGGACGUGUUCCUCCUGGAGAGGGAUUUUGAAGUGACGGAAGAGGACACCAUCACCGGCCUGCUCCGGUUUGUGCAGAACCCGAACUGGAAGAGGCACUACAAUCUGGAGAUCUCCUUCUCCUUGCGCGAGUUCGAUCAGUACAGGAUCUGGUCCACCUGA